AUGGUGAAUAACCAUCAAGAUAAGUCAAAGAAAGGGUUGGAAGGCACUGCCUUAGAUUUACCCAUCAACCGCCAUGCCAAUUUGAAAAGUGCUAUCAGCGACGACGACUUCACCAACCUUCUCGCACACAUCAAAUCCUCUAAAACCCCCGCUGUUAUCAAUUAUGGCGCUUCUUGGUGUCGCGUCUGUAGCCAAAUUCUCCCAGCAUUCUGUAGACUGAGCAAUAAUUAUCCGAAGCUUACCUUUGUGUAUGCAGACAUUGAUGAAUGCCCGGAAACAACUCAACACAUUCGCUACACCCCCACCUUCCAAUUUUACCGGAAUGGUGAAAAGGUAGAUGAGAUGUAUGGCACUGGAGAAGAGAGGCUCCAUGAUCGCCUGUGGUUGCACUCUUAA
Molecule: messenger RNA, 396 nt
Organism: Sphenostylis stenocarpa
Lineage: Eukaryota; Viridiplantae; Streptophyta; Magnoliopsida; Fabales; Fabaceae
Source: the annotation of a GenBank genome assembly